AUGGAUUCCCCCUCGGAUUCAUCCUAUGCCGGCCAGAAGCGCAAAGUCGCCGACAUGAGCUCCGACGAAGAGGACGAACGCCCGACCAUGGGCUUUCGCGGCUUUGCGCGAGCUUCAUCCCGGUCGGAAUCGCCUCCCUCACGCGGCCUGGGUAGCGGUCGUCGCAAACCCUGGAACAACAUGGCGCAGCCCGCGACGGGGGGCUCAAAGGGAGGCAACAACAAUGGCGGCAAUGGCCUGGCAGGAGGCAAUUCGUUCGCCGCGCGCAUGAUGGCUAAAAUGGGUUAUGUCGAGGGACAAGGUCUGGGAUCCGGUGGUCAGGGUAUCGUCAAUCCGAUCGAAGCUCAGGCGCGUCCCACGGGUGCCGGUCUGGGCGCCGUGCAAGAGAAGACAAAGCAAGCGCGUGAGGAGGAGAAACGAGCGGCGGCCCAGCGCGGCGAAACGCUCGAGGACAGCUCCGAAGAAGAGCGAAAGAGACGGCAGAAGAAGAAGGAGCAGCGCAAACGAGAGGGCCGCAGUGCUACGGGGACCCCGGUUGUCCGCGCGAAGCCGCAAUACCGCACGGCCCGGGAGAUGGAGGCGGAUAUGGAGGGUCUAGAGGUCCCUAAUGUGCUCAAGUCGUUGAUCGAUGCCACGGGCAAGGAACAACGGGUGAUCACCUCCACGGCCGGCCUGAUGACUCCGAUGCCAUUCGUCAAUCAGGGCGAAGGCGAGGCGCUGAAAAUCGCACAGCGGGCGCGCCAUGACCUAGAAGCCUUUGCCGACGAAUGGAAGGGACUGACGGAACGAAAGAGUUACAUCGAACUAGAAGAGGCGCAGAUCGUGGAACAACUCGACAUGCAGCAGCUACGAGCCGACCAGCUGACAGAGCUGAUCACCGCCGUCGGGGCGCUGGAGAUAUUCCAAGACGACAGCAACGUUCGGACCAAGUUCGAUGAAGUGACUGACAAGCUCGAAUCCUUGGAAAUGAAAUUCCGGAACGAUAUCCUUGAAUACCGACUACCUGAGACAGCGGUCGCCGCCAUCCAUCCUCUCUUCCGCGAAGCCAUGGAAGAAUGGGAGCCUCUCAAGGAGCCCACAUUCCUCGUAUCACAUCUCCGCCGUCUCCAACCCCUAUUAUCGCGAAAGAAGAGCGCCGAGGAAGGGCAACGCCAGUCUACGUCACCAUACGAAACGAUGAUCUAUACCCUAUGGCUGCCCCGCGUGCGCUCAGCCCUCCUCAACGAAUGGGACGUAUUCGACCCGACCCCCGCCACGUCUCUCAUCGUCGCAUGGAAGGAGAUCCUCCCGUCCUUUGUCUACGCCAACGUACUCGAUCAGCUCGUCGUGCCCAAACUUACGAGCGGCAUCAAGGAGUGGAAACCCCGAAGCAGCAGCCGACGGCAUCCGUCGUCCUCGCAGCACAGCUCCCGGUUCCCGUGGUGGCUAUUCACAUGGCUCCAGUAUCUUGGCGAACGACACACCGACCCCAAGCAGGCCACGGGUCUUCUCUCGGACGCCAAGAGGAAGUUCCGCGUCCUGCUGGACACCUGGGAUCUCAGCCGAGGCCUAGUCAGCGGGAUCGAACUAUGGCGAGACGCACUGGGCUCCGAGUUCGAUGUCUGCCUCCGCAACAACCUCCUCCCUCGCCUCGGCAGCCAUUUGCGCGAGGACUUCGACGUCAACCCGCAAGACCAGGAUCUCGCCGCGCUCGAGAACGUCCUGAAGUGGAAGGACUUCUUCAAGCCCAACGUCAUGGGCCUGCUCCUCGUCGCCGAGUUCUUCCCCAAAUGGCACAAUAUCCUCUAUAUCUGGCUCACCAACGACCCGAACUACGAAGAAGUCGGCGAAUGGUUCUCCUGGUGGCGCACGCAGAUCCCCGCCGAGAUCAACGACCUGGCCAUCGUCGACGACGAGUGGAAGAAGGGGCUCCAGUCGAUGGACUUGGCCUCUCGCCUGGGCGACCGAGCCGCCGCCGAGCUCCCACCCCCGACCACGACGCGCCACGAGCCGGAAGAAGCGAAAGAAAAGGCCGCCCCGCGCGUGCCCGCCGAACCGCCGCGCAAACCCAAGGUCGUCGAGGAGGUCGGCUUCAAGGAUAUUAUCGAGUCGUGGUGCGCCGAGGAAGGGCUUAUCAUGCUCCCGCUGCGGGAGGCACAUCCGCAGAACGGCCAGCCUCUCUUCCGUAUCACGGCCAGUGCGACGGGGAAGGGGGGUGUCGUGGCAUUCGUCCAGGGAGAUGUGGUCUGGGUGCAGAACAAGAAAGCCAAAGAUAUAUGGGAGCCGAUGGGUUUGGAAGAGAGGCUGGUGGAGAAGGCAGAAGGAAAGUAA
Messenger RNA from Aspergillus affinis, 2310 nucleotides. RefSeq names its product putative G-patch domain protein (TFIP11). Gene Ontology annotation, biological process: spliceosomal complex disassembly. Gene Ontology annotation, molecular function: nucleic acid binding. Gene Ontology annotation, cellular component: U2-type post-mRNA release spliceosomal complex. The transcript has a single exon. NCBI's taxonomy places the organism in Eukaryota, Fungi, Ascomycota, Eurotiomycetes, Eurotiales, Aspergillaceae. The coding region runs from base 1 to 2310 and encodes 769 amino acids. The record is from RefSeq and is a predicted model, not a curated record.